GAACGCUACGGCGAUCUGAUGUCUAAGAUAACCACGAAUAUUUCCUAGACUGAGUCGUCGACAAGAUCCUGACCUCUGCGAUAUUACGAUGGGACUACUUCUUUAUGUUUUAGUGGCCCUCCUAUUUCUGAUUUAUGGAUAUUCUGACGUUUCUGGAAACUCUUCAGAAUAUCCCGGAAGUGCCGUUAUGGUGUAUUGGAGACCAUGUUCUGCCUCUGUGAUGACUAUCUACAGCAGAAAAGUACCCUCAGAAGGCGACAAAUCAGAUUGGAACGCUGUAAACGUAUCGGAACAUGAACGAAGUUAUGCUCUUAACCUUAGUUGUGGCACGGAGUAUGAAAUAGAUGCCAAAGCUUGGAACUCGGCGCCAUUAGAUCACAGCAACUCUCAGAAAGUGAAAACACCUGGAGACGAACCAUUAGCUCCGGUCAUAGUAAACAAAGAAGUACACUUGGCAUCUAGGUGUGAUGUGAACCUGAAGUGGAGUUCCCCAGACGACAAUGGCUGCCCAUUGACAAUGUACACGAUCUACUACAGAGAUCCUCAAUCUUCAAGUCAAGAUUAUAGAAUCAAUGUUACCGGGGAUACUACUUCGAGGGAUCUCCCACCGCUAAAGUGCAACACUGACUACAUCUUUAAAGUGACUGCUUGGAACGAAUUGGGAGAAAGCGUUCCCUCUGAUGAAUGGCGAAUGAAAACAGGGACUUUGACGGAUAAUUUCUUAGCAAGAACACUCAGCAUUGCUUUACCGUCAGCUUGCGGGCUCCUGGUUCUCUCUACUUUUGGAAUUGUUUGUUGGAAAAGGAGAAACAGAAAAACGAGGAAAAGCCGAGGCCAUAAGUCCAGGUGGUCAAAAUCCGACAUUGUUCCUCUCCUUCGUAAUGAGAUUCGACCCGAGCGGGUACUGUUUAUGGAGGAACUGGGUCGAGGCGCUUUUGGCAAAGUCUAUAAAGGCACUCUUAAAGAAAUAGCAAAAGUUGAGGUGUUUUUCAAACCUCGAGAAGAAAGAGUAGUGGAACUUCGCGAAGGAAGAACAGUCGCAAUUAAAGUCCUUCUCGAAAAUGCUAGUGACGAAGGAAAGGAACUGUUUAAGAAAGAAAUUGAGUUUAUGAGCCGCGUUGGUUUUCACCGGAAUAUUCUCAACAUGAUUGGCUACUGGACGAGGUCAGAACCCAUCAUGCUCCUCUUGGAAUAUGUUCCACAUGGAGAUCUUCUUCAAUGGCUAAGAAAAAGAAGCAGACAGAUCAAAUGCAAGAACGGCAUAGAUGGAGUCAUUCGUGAAUCCGUGACAUUUUUUUUUGUCAGCCCAAAAAUGUCAGAGAAGGACAAUGACAAUACCAAGAAAGCCAUUAAGAUAGAGAAGAGAGCCGCAAAUGACCAAGGAUUAAUCAGCUCUUCGCAAAUAGCCCUAUCGGUGAACGAGGAACAAUCCACUAAAGGGGAGAACGAUCAAGUAAUUUCACAAAUGCCAUGCAUAUGCGGGACGAACAUGGCUUCCAAAGGUGUUGAUAGGGCUCAGUCAACAACACUUCAAGCUGUUACAGCGCAGCCUCAAGUUGUUAAUACUUCUGGAAAAGCUUUAGAAAGUGGCAGAUGUGAUCAAGCAGAAAUUACAGAAGAGAAAGAAAACGAUGAAAUCGCAAUCUCGUCCACAGCUGGUGGAGUUAGUCACAACACAACAAAUCUUCCUGGUGGAAUUUGUCACGAAAGUACAACUAAACACGAUUCGAACAGUGAGAACGCCGCAGAAUAUAACGAAGGCAAGGAAGGAAAAGUGAAAGAUGAAAUCACAUCAAACACUGAUGAAAAAAAAAAUUCAACACGAAAUCGAACUGCGCGAAGUUUGCCAAAGCCACCGCAAGAAAGAAAAACACAAAAGUCAAGGGAACAGCAAGGACUUGACAAUGCCGUUGACUUCUCCGUUGACAAUGUUCUUUGUUUUGCAUGGCAAAUAGCAAAAGGAAUGGCAUACUUGGCCAACAAAGGAUUUGUCCAUCGUGAUCUGGCCGCACGUAAUAUUCUUCUUGGUGAAGACAGAGUUGUGAAGAUUGCUGAUUUUGGCCUGUUACGUCACACUUAUGGCGACAUUUACGAAGUCAAGAACACUACAAAACUGCCUGUUAAAUGGAUGGCGCUGGAGUCGUUACAUAAUGGCACCUACACUUCUAAGAGUGACGUGUGGUCUUUCGGUGUACUUCUUUGGGAACUGUGCACAAUGGGUGGCAUUCCGUAUCCUGGAAUCAGUAACAGAGAUUUGUACAAUAACCUGAGAACAGGAUAUCGAAUGAGCAAGCCAGACAUAUGUUCUGACGACCUGUACGAGCUAAUGCUUUACUGUUGGAAGGAGGACCCAAAUGAGAGGCCAUCAUUCGAUCAGCUGCUGUCGAGAAUAGAGACCAUGAUGACAAAAGAGACUCCCUACUUGGAUUUAGAAGAGGAUGGUGAAGCUGAUCCCUCCUAAAGUGCAACAAAAUCCGAAAAAGAUAGUUGAAUAUUAUACAUGAUUAAAAUUUGAAUGAACAGAUGAAGAUUUUACUAGGAAAUUUGAUUCGUUAAUUAUAUCUUUGUUUAAGAAUUUUGGUUAUUUGAAAUCUGAGUAUUAUAAAAAGUAAAAAGUUAAGAUUGUACAAAGUAAUCGUUUUUGUGGAGGCAGGAAAAAAGGAAUUAGAUAACUUGCAAUGAACAAGUAUAGGCUCAAGUCAAUAGCUCUUAUUCCAGUUCUGAGUGCGUGGUUUAGUUGGAAGCGAUUCUUUGCAAAGCGGUCAACUCACGGGCUUGUCAGCGGGCUCCUUAAGCCACGCGGCCGUCUAAUUCCUUCACGUGCGAAAUUUGUUUUGAUUUUCUACAACGGUUAAAAAGGUAACAUUGUAUAACAUGGAUACGCUCUAUUCUUUUGCAUGUUUUGAUUUUGCUUUGGUGAAGCCCGUUCUAGAAUGCGAGGAACCUUAAAAAACAAACCAGAGUUUAGGUGCGAAAUGUCUUCGUCGGGAAGUGUAAGUUACGGUUCAGAGUCAAGCUUUGAUAAAAACAGUACAAACACCUCCACCAAGCUCACUUACUGUCACUUUAGAAGUAGGGUUCGUUGGUAACUUGUCAAACCCUUAAUCUACCUCGACCUGUCAUUAAAGCGUGGGAUAGAUUCA
This is a messenger RNA of Stylophora pistillata, 3143 nucleotides long. RefSeq names its product tyrosine-protein kinase receptor torso. Gene Ontology annotation, biological process: protein phosphorylation; cell surface receptor protein tyrosine kinase signaling pathway; positive regulation of kinase activity. Lineage: Eukaryota; Metazoa; Cnidaria; Anthozoa; Scleractinia; Pocilloporidae. Gene Ontology annotation, cellular component: signaling receptor complex; plasma membrane. Gene Ontology annotation, molecular function: transmembrane receptor protein tyrosine kinase activity; ATP binding; protein binding. The record is from RefSeq and is a predicted model, not a curated record.